Molecule: messenger RNA, 806 nt
Organism: Strigops habroptila (Kakapo)
Lineage: Eukaryota; Metazoa; Chordata; Aves; Psittaciformes; Psittacidae
Product: neurturin-like
Molecular function (GO): glial cell-derived neurotrophic factor receptor binding; receptor tyrosine kinase binding; growth factor activity
Source: RefSeq, a predicted model, not a curated record
CUAAGAUGAAGGUAUGGAAGUUUGCAGCCAUUGCAUCGAUGCUCCUCAGUUCCAUGUUAUCCAUUUUAGUUUGUAGAGACAUGUUCAACGGAAGCCGGAAAUACAGCCCCUUGCCUUCCUCGCCGUCUUCCUCACGGGCAUCCUCCUCCUCAUCCUCCUCCUCCUCCUCCUCGCUGCCGGCGGCUCCCCGGAGAUCCCCACGGGCCCUGCAACGCCACGGCUCGCUGCUCGCCCAGUACAGCAGCCUGCUGGACGAGCUACACGAGGGGAGAUCCGGCAGCUGAUCUCCGGCGCUGGUGGAGCGCUACAGCCAGGCCAUGAACUCGGGCGGGCAUGAGCUGCCGCUGUUCCCGCGGGCCGGCAAGGCCGCAAAGCGCGCCCGCGCUCGCCACAAACCCUGCGCGCUGAAGGAGCUGGAGGUGAGCGUCAGCGAGCUGGGGCUGGGCUACGAGUCGGAUGAGACGGUGCUUUUCCGCUACUGCAGCGGCACCUGCGAGGCGGCCGUGCGCAGCUACGACCUCUCGCUGAAGAGCAUGAGGAGCGAAGAGGAGGAUAAGAAGGAGAAGGUCCGAGCGCGACCCUGCUGCCGGCCACUGGCUUACGACGACGACGUCUCCUUCCUGGAUGCCUACAACCGCUAUUACACCGUCAAUGAGCUCUCAGCCAAGGAGUGUGGCUGCGUGUGAAGGGCCGGGGUCCCCCCGGCAGGAACAGGCGGGAGAAGUGAUGCCCCGGCCCCGAAACCUCGCUGGCCACCAGGCAGAGGGACCAGGCACAAGGAUAAGCCAGACCCUCCGGGUGCAGGA